Molecule: messenger RNA, 689 nt
Organism: Chenopodium quinoa (quinoa)
Lineage: Eukaryota; Viridiplantae; Streptophyta; Magnoliopsida; Caryophyllales; Amaranthaceae
Product: zinc finger protein ZAT11-like
Exons: 1
Coding region: 35-559 (174 amino acids)
Source: RefSeq, a predicted model, not a curated record
CUUAGCAAUCAAUUACGUACAAACCAAAGAAAAUAUGGUGCUAAAGAGGAGUAGAGAAGAAAGAUACAAUGUAGAAAGCACAAUAGCUAUGGCAAACUACUUAAUGAUGUUAUCACAAGGGCUAAAGACCGCAACCGUGACACACAGUGAAGGUCGUGUAUUCGAGUGCACGACAUGUAACCGUAAGUUACCUUCAUUCCAAGCCUUAGGAGGGCAUAGGGCUAGCCACAAGAGACCUCGAGCAACAAGCAACUAUCAUAACCACGAUGACAAUGAUCACUCGAUGGAUCAUACAACGAAGGGAAAACCGAAGAUGCACAAGUGUUUAAUUUGUGGAGUAACGUUUCCAUUAGGGCAAGCACUAGGAGGUCAUAUGAGGCGGCAUAGAGCUGCCCUUAGUGUAUCCUUACUUCCUUCUCAUCCUCUUGUUUCUUUAUCUUUGUCAUCAAGUUCUCCAAGUUAUGAUUGUUCGAUUGGGAUUAAGAGAAAUGGUGGAAGUGUUUUGAGUUUGGAUUUGGAUUUGAAUUUGACUUCUCAAGAAAUGGAUUAUUGGAGAUGAAGACCGUUCCUCCUAUUUUUGCUUGAUUAUUUGAUUUGUUAAUCAUUGUAUCUAGAAAGUACACUUAUUCUUUAAUUUUGGUUGAUUUAUUAUGAUAACGAACUAAUCUUGGAGACGUUUGUUAAUUACU